GACGCUAUGGCCAAAUUAUUGGUAAAACUCCAGCGGUAUUUUCGGCGAAAACCCGUGCGUUUCUUCACACUGCUGGCUCUCUACCUGGCAGCCGGCAGCUUGGUCUUCCUGCACUCGGGCUUCGCUGGGGAGCCCACGGUGUCAGGGAGCCAGCACGGCCCCGGGGCCGGCGAGGGACCGGGGCUGCCCUACCUGGGGGUGAUGCAGCUGAGCCGCGGCUUCAAGGCGGCAGCGACGAUGCCGGAGGGGGGACGGCGGCAUGGACCCUGGUUCAAAAGCACCUCCAAGGAACCGGCAGAGAGGGGCAAAGCUGGAGACUACGGCAGCACCCAGAGCCGGGUGCUCAGGGGCAGGAGCGGCCGCGAGAAGGAGGAGGACAGAGCAAGAUACGUCGGCUGCUACGUGGACAACACUCGCCGGCGAACGCUGCGCGGCGUGUCCUUCUUUGACUACAAGAAGAUGACAGUCUUCCGUUGCCAGGACAACUGUGCCGAACGAUAUGAUAAGCACUUAGAGACAGCCUAUGGCAGCGCAAUAUUUCGGGGGUGCUUCCGCCGGCCGGACAACGUCUCCAUCGCCCUGCCUGUCAGCCAGCUCAUGCUGAACAUGUCGGUGGACAAGUGCGUGGACUUCUGCACCGAGAAGGAGUACCCGCUGUCGGCCCUGGCCGGGACCGCCUGCCGCUGUGGCUUUCCCACCACGUGCUUCACACUGCACGAGCGCGAGGACGAGCAGCUCUGCGCCCAGAAAUGCGCCGGUGAGGAGUUUGAGAGCUGCGGCACUGCCGAAUACCUCCUCGUCUACCAGACCCAAGUGCAAGACAACCGCUGCAUGGACAGGAGGUUUCUCCCCACCCGUGCCAAGCAGCUGGUGGCCCUGGCCAGCUUCCCCGGUGCCGGCAACACCUGGGCACGCCACCUGAUUGAGCUGGCCACUGGCUUCUACACCGGCAGCUACUACUUCGAUGGGUCUCUCUACAACAAAGGGUUCAAGGGUGAGAGGGACCACUGGCGAAGCGGGAGGACGAUUUGCAUCAAAACCCACGAGAGCGGCCAGAAGGAGAUUGAAUCCUUCGAUUCAGCCAUCCUGCUCAUCCGAAACCCGUACAAGGCGCUGAUGGCGGAGUUCAACCGCAAAUACGGGGGGCACAUCGGCUUCGCGGCUCACGCCCACUGGAAGGGCAAAGAGUGGCCGGAGUUCGUGGCGAACUACGCGCCGUGGUGGGCGACCCACACCCUCGACUGGCUGCGCUACGGCAAGAAGGUGCUGGUGGUGCACUUCGAGGACCUGAAGCGGGACCUCUUCGUCCAGCUGCAGCGGAUGGUGGGGCUGCUGGGCAUCGCCGCCUGCGAGGACAGGCUGCUCUGCGUCGAGGGACAGAAGGACGGCAACUUUAAGCGUUCCGGCUUGAGAAAAUUGGAAUACGACCCUUACACCCCUGAGAUGAGGAAGAUGAUCAGCGGCUACAUCAAAAUGGUGGACACAGCUCUGAAACUCCGAAACCUGUCGGGAGUCCCGGAUGACUACUAUCCGAGAUGAUGGUGAUGGUGGCAGGGGGACCUGACCCUGCGUGGCGAGGAAAGGCUCGGUCUCCCCGGCCUCUGCCUACUUCCACCCAGUGGGUGGCUUUUCUUUUAAUUCUCCAUCUGCUGCUUUUAGCUGUUAAUCAACUCCCUGCA
This is a messenger RNA of Pygoscelis adeliae (Adelie penguin), 1679 nucleotides long. RefSeq names its product WSC domain containing 2 (gene WSCD2). Bases 7 to 1539 code for a protein of 510 amino acids. Lineage: Eukaryota; Metazoa; Chordata; Aves; Sphenisciformes; Spheniscidae. The record is from RefSeq and is a predicted model, not a curated record. The transcript is spliced from 8 exons.